AUGACAAAGGCAAUGUCAUCGUUUGGAAAGCGUUGGAGUAAGACUCACACAGUGUGCCACCGCUGUGGCUCUAAGGCUUACCACCUUCAGAAGUCAACCUGUGGCAAAUGUGGCCACCCUGCCAAGCAAAAGAGAGAGUAUAAGUUGAGUGCUAAAGCUAAAAGACGAAAUACCACCGGGACUUGUGGAAUGAGGCACCUAAAAAUUAUAUACCGCAGAGUAAGGCAUGGAUUAAGUGAAGGAACAACACCUAAACCCAAGUGGGCAGUUGUUGCAGCAUCCAGUUCAUCUUAA
Messenger RNA from Hippopotamus amphibius kiboko, 294 nucleotides. Its product is annotated as 60S ribosomal protein L37-like. The coding region runs from base 1 to 294 and encodes 97 amino acids. Gene Ontology annotation, biological process: translation. Gene Ontology annotation, molecular function: structural constituent of ribosome; RNA binding. The transcript has a single exon. The record is from RefSeq and is a predicted model, not a curated record. Lineage: Eukaryota; Metazoa; Chordata; Mammalia; Artiodactyla; Hippopotamidae. Gene Ontology annotation, cellular component: cytosolic large ribosomal subunit; ribosome.